This is a messenger RNA of Zonotrichia albicollis (white-throated sparrow), 3101 nucleotides long. The record is from RefSeq and is a predicted model, not a curated record. Lineage: Eukaryota; Metazoa; Chordata; Aves; Passeriformes; Passerellidae.
UAUAUAAACUAAUGUUUCUUCCUUUAAUGUAGUGCUUAUGACUGUGUGAUCCCCCCCAUGGAAAAGGCUGUGGUGAAAACAGACAUUCAAAUAGCACUUCCUUCUGGCUGCUAUGGCCGAGUGGCACCACGUUCUGGUUUAGCUGCAAAGCACUUCAUAGAUGUUGGAGCUGGUGUUAUUGAUGAGGAUUACAGGGGAAAUGUUGGUGUGGUACUGUUCAACUUUGGCAAGGAGACAUUUGAAGUUAAAAAGGGGGAUAGGAUUGCCCAGCUCAUCUGUGAACGCAUUUAUUAUCCUGAGCUAGAAGAAGUUGAAACUCUGGAUGAUACAGAACGUGGUGAAGGUGGCUUUGGCUCUACUGGAAAGAACUGAAAAUCACUUGACUACGCUUUCUGCUUUUGUUUUUUGUUAUACUAUUUCUAAAUUUUCAUCUGAAUUAGAAGUAGGAUUUCUGGAGUACAUAAAAUAUUUCAAGUUUUAUUGAGACUUUUCUGUAUCUAUCCUCCAGUGAAUUUGUCUGCAUAAUGAGGAAAUAUGCAUGACUGGCUUGACUUACUAGUUAAUGUAUUAUUUUCUCUUUCAAGAAGUUUGGUCCUCAGCAAUAAGAACAUAUUGUUUAUGUGGCAAUUAUGCUGUAAUAAAUGAAAAAAAUAACGAUGUAUUUUAUUUUACUGACCUAACCUACAACAGCCAAUUGUUCCCUUGCCAGUUUUUGUUAGACUUCUGAAAGCUAUCUUCCCCAUGGCUCAGGAUUUCAUACUGAGACCCUGCUUCAUCAGCAUCAGUGACAGUACCAGUAGGACUUUCCACUGUGACACCAAAAUCAGAAUAAGACAAAGAUAUUCAAUAUUGCAUCCUCUACAACCUGUCCAAAUACUUGUGUUUCUGUUCAAAGCUAAAGUUCCGACUUUGAUCCUUAAUUGAUCUUCAAGUGACCAAGUUUUCAGCUCUCUUAUAUUCAAAGUAAUACAGUUUGAGUUAAAUAACACAACUCACCUGGAAAUAGCUUCUAUGUAGUAAACAAGAGCUAUGAAUUACACUUUUGGAAUAUUUUUACAAAUUUAUCAAUGUGUUUCUGUAUGGAAGAAAAAUUCUGAAUUAUUGAAACAAUGCACAGUUUGGUGUUUUAAAGUCACUUUUGUCCAGUUAACAGAGAAUGUUUUUUGAAUCUGUCCUAAACUUGAUUCAAUAAGUGUGUGGAAUUUCUUAAAUGACUCUCUGACUUUUAGGUGAAAGAACAUAGAGGAGAGAAGAAAUAAAAAAGGAAAGAAAAAUGACUAUUUUCCCACUUUACAUAAAAGAAUUAGAAAAGGCUCUGAAGCUCUCACUUUUUUCCUGCAGCUGUCUGUACUUUAAGAUUUUCUUAUCUGGAAGAUCACAGGUAGGAAAUUCUGUGCUUUAAGUUUUAGCAGUGGAAAGGGCACUUUGUAGGCUGAUGUUCACCCUGCUCUUCUGCUGGGUAGUUUCAGCUCAGGAUAAUCCUGUUGGUAUUAGUUUUAUGUUCCUGUCUGGGACUGUUUUUAGUGAAGUAGGCCUAAAAUGCUUCACAUUUUGUACAUUUUAUCCUGCCUGCCCCUGGAGCUGGAAAAUAGAAGAGCAGUGUGACAGCAUUCAGAUCCCUUCAGCCAUGGGAUAGGCAUUACACUGGCUUGGCAGUGCUGAAACAAGAAGUAGAUUCAUUUUGUCUAGGGUAGAAGCCUUUUCCUCUAAGUGCAUGAUAUGCUGAUCAGGGGUUUUGCUGGUGGUCCUUACCCCUCAUCAUAGGCCUGUGCUUGGAUCUGUACCCCCAGACAGAGCAUCAGGAGCAGGCACAUCCUGCAGAAGGCCCCUGUGAGCAAGAGCUCAUCAUACCAAUGCAGCCUAAAUGAACUGGGGAAGCUGAGCUUGACACUAAUUUUAUUCAGUUCUAUACCCUGCCAAAAAGGAACUUGAAGGCUAUUUAAAGGCCUAAAAAAAAUCUAUGAUCCUUUUGUGAAAAGCUGUUUCCUCUUCUGGACUGGAAGUCAAAGUUUUGCUGCAGUUUUUAGUUUCUACCUCCCAAAGCAAACACCCAGCAGGGGUUCCACUGAUGCAAGUCCUUUUUAAAAAAAGAUGCUACAAGAGACCUCACUUGGAACAGCAAGGGUUUUGAAGGAACAUGGGAUUCCUAUACAAUUCCUACCACUUGAACUCUCCACUUUUGGACCAAAAUCUUAAAACAAAAAUUAUGGCAGUAAUACCACUGCUACCAUUGAUCUUUAGUUCUUUCUUUCCCCCAGAGUGUUAACCUGGUGUAGUUGAGAAUUUAGGCACAGCUUCCUCAGCUCAGCUGUUAUAUUGCUCUAUGGCAUGGUAGGAAUUUUUUUAUCUAUUUAAUGUUUUCUACAUCAGCCACUAGAUGGCACUUAAAGUUUGCUUUCUUUUCCACUUCUUUUUCAGAGGUAUUUUUCAAAGAUCUGUUCAUCUAUAAUUAAGAGUUGAUGACUCCCACUGGGACUAUGUUGGUGGAAAGAAAGAUGCAGCAAUAUUUGAGUGAAAGCAGGCAAAAGUAUGACCAUUAAAGGGGGAACAAUGACAAUAAUUUAAAUAAGAUUUGGGUGGUUGCAGUGUUUGCAUAAUCCCUCCUGGCAUGCAAGAGCACUAGAGAAGCCUGUGGCUUUUCUCUCCUGCUGCGUUUCAACAAAAAUGGAAAAUUGUAAUGAACAGCAACAUUUUUCCUGUCUUUCGUAUUCACUGUGCUCUUACUCUCUCUUCCUCCAUUCCUUUAAGUGGAAUGCAGACUACUUAAGGAUUGCAUUGUAAUGAAAGUAAUGUAUAGCCUGGUCAGCUCUGCAUUGGAUUUUCCAAAUCAAAUGCCUCUGGCUGCAAGGUCAGAAUAUAAAUUAAAACCUACUUAAUACCUGUUAACUCACUAAGGGUGGGUGAUAUAUAGUAACCUAAAUGAUUUAAUUUAAGGUUCCCUAGUUUCUGUAUUGCUUGCUGCUAUAACACAGUUUGGAGCUCUUGUAUGUCUUCUAAUUUUUCUAUUUUUUUUUUUUUGUGUUAAAUAACUAUCAUUGUAUUUUGGCUUAAAGAUGGUUAAGUAAGUUUUGGUAUUAAGUAAACUUCUAUGACCCUGCCUA